This is a messenger RNA of Protopolystoma xenopodis, 555 nucleotides long. NCBI's taxonomy places the organism in Eukaryota, Metazoa, Platyhelminthes, Monogenea, Polystomatidea, Polystomatidae. The record is from the annotation of a GenBank genome assembly.
AUGGUCCCCACACGAAUGUUGAAAGGCCCCCUCCUCGUACAUUUGUUUCUGCCCCGCACAGUUGACCUUGGCAAGCUGCUUCCGCCACCGCCGCCUGGGCCUCAGAUCAGUUUGGCGGGAGACCGUGACGCCGGAGAUACCACACGUCAGUGGAACUCCUUCGUCUCUCUGCAACGGCCUCUUCCACCUCCACUGCCCAUUUCGCGUGUUUUCCCACGCAGCCACCUCCAACGGGACCUCAGUCAGCCGAUCAGUUUCAUUGCCCACAUUGUGCCCCAUUGGAGGUCGCGACCGGGGCGCAGUUACCUGCUCUCGCGCGUCGACAAACACGGUCGCCUCCGAUUUGCUGUCGCCCUCAAUCAAUGGGGCGCCAAGGGGGAAUAUGCCGAGAUCUGGAUCCAUCACGACGCCUUCUACAACGCAGUGGUCGAUUCGUCCGUGGGCACGCAGUACAGCGGCGGCCUGAUGACGCACACCGGAAUCGCGAUCGCCCCUCUUCCGAAACUCGAUAUUGAAGGCGAGAGUACGGUGAAAUUGGCCUUUGAGGUGAGUUGA